AUGAGCUGUUUUCGCUGCUUCAUUUCUCACACUUCUCGCCUGUGGAACUCCCUCCUCAUUUCUUGUUUCCCUUAUAGCUCUGAUCUAUCCCCUAACAUUCUCUUCAUCCUUUCCUCUAUCUUUGCGCUCACUCCAACUCUCUGUAACCCUUUGCCUACUAGUGGCUUCCCGCCUUGUUUACUUCCGUGCAUAAAUAAAUAUAACUAUAUCUAUCUAUCUAUCUAUCUAUCUAUCUAUCUUUCUCAGUUUGUUCAUAUCUAUGUAUCUAUCUUAGCCUGUUCAUAUCUAUCUAUCUAUCUAUCUAUCUAUCUACUAUCUAUCUUUCUCUCUCUCCCUCUCGCUCUCCUUCUCUCUCUCUCUCUCUCUAUAUAUAUAUAUAUAUAUAUAUAUAUAUAUCAAUUUGUUCAUAUCUACCUAUCUAUCCCAUGUAUUCAUAUCUAUCUAUUUGUAGAAGCAUUUGCUCCAUUAUGA
Molecule: messenger RNA, 471 nt
Organism: Acanthosepion pharaonis
Lineage: Eukaryota; Metazoa; Mollusca; Cephalopoda; Sepiida; Sepiidae
Source: the annotation of a GenBank genome assembly